Pyrus x bretschneideri (Chinese white pear) is the source of this 1046-nucleotide messenger RNA. Its product is annotated as serine/arginine-rich splicing factor SR45a-like. NCBI's taxonomy places the organism in Eukaryota, Viridiplantae, Streptophyta, Magnoliopsida, Rosales, Rosaceae. The record is from RefSeq and is a predicted model, not a curated record. Gene Ontology annotation, biological process: positive regulation of mRNA splicing, via spliceosome. Bases 235 to 882 code for a protein of 215 amino acids. The transcript has 7 exons. Gene Ontology annotation, cellular component: spliceosomal complex. Gene Ontology annotation, molecular function: RNA binding.
GGUAAAAGAAAAGGAAGAAAACAUGAAAGCGAAUGCUGGAGAUUCUUCUACUUGCACGUGGGAGCUGAGAAAGCAUCGUCCAAAUUGCAUUUGUUUAUACGUUUUCUCCCCUUUCGGGUCUGAGGCAGUUUUCCUCUCGCUGAGUUAGGGCAUCCGAGUUGACUCAGCAAUUCCACCAGCCACAGCCAGAGGGUAUCUAAUGUUGUAUACUUGUUUUUCUGUGUCUACUCGUAGAUGCCAUACCCAAGAGAAAGAAGGUCCGCUUCGCCACACAACUCUCCUUCACCCGUCAGAGGCCGCCGGUCGAGAUCAUUGUCGAGGUCUAGGAGAAGUCGUUCUAGGAGCCAUGAAUCUGUCGAUGCAUCCAAUCCUGGAAACAACUUGUACGUAACAGGCUUAUCCACAAGGGUUACCUCCACUGAUCUUGAGAAAUUUUUUAAUAAACAGGGGAAGGUACUGGACUGCCAUCUGGUUACAGACCCUCGCACCAGAGAAUCCCGUGGAUUUGGCUUUGUCACAAUGGAAACUGUUGAGGAUGCAGAACGCUGCAUCAAAUAUUUGGAUCGGUCUGUGCUUGAAGGUCGAUUAAUUACAGUGGAAAAGGCAAAAAGGAAACGAGGGAGGACUCCAACUCCCGGAAGGUAUCAAGGUUUGAGAGAUAAACGAGAUGCAGGACGUGACCGUGACCGUGAUCGUGAUCGUGAUCAUGACCAUAGACGAUCUCGAAGCUAUUCACCUCGCAGGUUGCAAGACAGAGAUCCUUAUCCCAGGGACCGCCGAGGAAGAUCACGCUCUCCAUAUGGUAGGAGGGCGGAUGAACACUCGCACUCGUACAGGAGGCGCAGGGAACGCUCCUUGUCAGGGGGCAGAAACCCUAGAUAGAGAAAAUCCAAAUUUCUAAUCGUCCCCUUGCAUUUAUUUGUUUUACAAUUUGGUGUGAGGUUUUGGGAUCUUUAGUUUUAUUCUGACCAAGUAUUUCUCCAAUGUUGUUGUACUUGUGUAUUGUGUUCGUAUUCUUAAUCAAGUUGUAUGCAUCUUCCAUUUUA